Messenger RNA from Plasmodium falciparum 3D7, 4029 nucleotides. It is a transcript of the gene CSE1, whose product is annotated as putative importin alpha re-exporter. Gene Ontology annotation, biological process: chromatin remodeling. Lineage: Eukaryota; Apicomplexa; Aconoidasida; Haemosporida; Plasmodiidae. The record is from RefSeq and is a predicted model, not a curated record. Gene Ontology annotation, molecular function: small GTPase binding.
AUGGAGAAUCAAAUUGAGAAGGAUAUGAUAAGCAUAUUUACACAGAGUGUGUCCUCAAAUUUUGAAGAUGUAAAAUAUAGUGAGGAGAAGAUUAAUAACUUAUAUAAUGAUAGUAAUAAAGAAGAAUAUAUAAGAAUAUUGUUAAAAUUGAUUAUGUAUCCUUAUAAUGAGAAUAACGAGAAUAAGAAUGUUUAUGACAGUACACUAAAUAGGAACGUUAAAGUGAGUAUGCUGAUUAGUAUAAAGAAUUUUAUAAAGAAGAGUAUACAUAGUAAUUUAGAAAAUAUGGAACUAAGUACUGAUAUGUGUAUAUUUAUAAAACAUAUAUGCUUACAUGUAUUAUUAGAUAUAAAUAAUGAAGAUAUUAAAAGCUUGCAGAAAUAUUUUUUCGAGAUUUUGGUGAAUUUAUUGGAAUUUAAUAUUUGUGAUGAUUAUGAUUAUUUACUAUUUUAUAUUAUCAUUUUAUAUAUUAAUGAUUAUAAUUAUAUAGAUUUAGUACAUAUAUUUAAUAAUGAAGAAAAAAAAAAAAAUCAAGAUGCUUUCAAAAUUAUAGAAUGUAUUAUGUUAUAUAUACAGAAUAAGGAAAUCUUUCAAAAUAUAAAUCAACAUAAUUUUUUUAUGGAAUAUAAUAAAAUUUUACAAAAUCUAGAAACUAUAAAAAAUAUUAUAAUUAAUAGAAACAAUUCGUUGAAUGAUGAUAUAAUUAAUUAUAUUAAUAAUACAAAAAGGAUUUAUAAAUCUGGGGAUAAGUAUAAUUUGUUUAUGUUGAAUGAUGCUCUUCUAUAUAAUAUAUCUCCUGAGGGGGGUGUACCCACCCUGAACAAUCAUAAUAAUAAUCAUAAUCAUAAUCAAAAUAACAAUAAUAAUAAUAAUAAUAAUAAUGGUAAUUAUUAUGAUAACUUAUCAGGAGUAACAACAACCAACUUCGAUUUUAGAGGGAAGGGAACCAUAAGCAAAGACUAUAAUAAUAAUAUAAAAUCAAUUGAUACGAACACAUUAUUUCAUAAUAACAUUAUGAAUAUUUUUUCUAAUAUGGAUUGUAAUCAUUUUAAAAAAAAGUAUAUAGCUCUAAAAAUUAUAAGAAAAAUUAUUAAGAAAUAUAAAAAUAAUGAUUAUGUAUCUAAAUAUGAUCUAAAAAUUAUAUUAACACAUAUUGAAUAUCCAGUAACAUUAUAUUUUAUUUAUUUAUUUAACAAAUUAAAUGAAUAUACAAAUUAUAUUAAUUUAAAAUUAAAUACCUCAACAAACAAUUUUAAUACAUCUAAUAAUAAUAUGAUAAAUGACGAAUUAAAUAUUUGUUUUUAUAAUAUGAAUAGUAUAUUAAUGAAUAUGCAUGUAUUCUUAAAAAUCUUUUACAAUAUUAAUAUGAUAGAUUUACCAGAGUAUUAUGAGGAUAACUUUGAUAUUUUCUUUAAUAUUUUUUACACUCUCUUGUUAUAUGAUGAAGACAUUCUAAAUAAUUAUUACAACCAUUUGCAUCUUAUUAAAACGGUAUUAAAAGGAAGUGCCGUCGCACCAGCGGGGGCUCUUAAUAACAUGAAUAGAAGCAUGUCUAUAAUGAGUACCAUCCAUAAUAAUAAUAACAACAACAACAACAACAACAACAACAACAACAACAAUAAUAACAACAAUAACAAUAAUAAUAAUAAUAACAAUAUGAAGAAUACGUUUGGUAAUACUAAUGUUACUUUGAAUGAUUUAUUAAAAUGUAAAGAACACUUUAAUCAGAAUUUAAUAAAAUGUAAAAUUAUGAUAAUAGAUGUUAUAAAAAUAUUGUCUGAAAAUUAUCAAGAUGAAUCCAAAAUAUAUGUAAUAAAACUCAUUUGUUCUCUUAUACAAAUAUUAUAUAAAGAAAAGGAUAAGAUAUUAUUAUGUCAUAAUUAUAAUUGUUUAUCAUCAAGUAUUAAAUUAAUACAUCAUAUGAAUUUAGAAAAAAAUGAUUUAAAUCCUUAUAAAGAUAAAGAAUUUGUUGAAAAAGUAAUCGAACGUGUAUUAAAUCAUAUACGUUUAAAAAAUAUUGAUAUUGAUGAAAUUAUAGAAGCAGACUUAGAAUAUUUUAGACAUGAUUUAAAUAAUGUAAAUUCUUUUUCUAUACGUUCAACAUCUAUAUACUUUUUAAAAACAUUAUGUAAUAAUUAUUUUCAUUUAUGUUUUCCAAUUCUUGAAUGUAAAAUAUUAACAAAAGAUGCUUUAUUAACCUUAUCGUCUGAUGGAAUGGAUAUAACAAAUAAAUCAUCAGGAAGUAUAUUAAACAUGUCAAAUCUUAAUAAUACAGUUUCUAUUAAUAAGAAUGAUCCAUGUUAUGAAGCUUGUAAUGUUGAAUAUAAGGUGCAAUUAAUAGCUUGUUUAAAUCAUUCGAAUUUAACACAAAAUUUUUAUGAACAUAUGAUAAAGGAUCUUAUGAACCAAUUUCUUGUAACAAUAAAAAUGAAAUAUAAUAAUAUGGAUGUAUUGUGUUACAAUAUGGAAAAUUAUAAUUUUGAGAGUCCUCAAAUGAAUACAAGCAAUAAUAAUAACAUGAUUAACAUGAACAAUAACAUGAAUAAUAAUAAGUGUGUGUGGUUAAGAGAUGAUGAUAUGUUUAAUACACCAAAUUGUAUUUAUUUACUUUCGAUAUUAAAAUAUUUAUUGAAUAACAGAAACAUUUGUACGACAAAUAAUGCUUUAGAUAUUUUCCUAUUCCUACAUUUCUUAUUAUAUAAUGAAAAAAUUAUGAUACAUAAUUAUGCUUGCUUAUGUAUAAAUAGAAUAUUUAAUCAAAUAUUAAAUGAAAAUAUUUAUAAAAUAUUAUUGGAAAGUAAUAUGGUACAACGUAUAUUAAACAGAUUAUUAUUUUUAUUAAAAUAUAAUGUACAUAAUAAAAUAUUAAAUGAAUAUAUAUUAAUUACUAUAUUAAGAAUAUUUCUUAUUUUUACAUAUAAGAUAUCAGAUUUCUAUGUUAUGGUAUUAUUAAUGAUAGAUAAUAUUAUUAAACUAAUAAUUAAUGAUUCUCAUAAUCCAUUAUUUAAUCAUUAUUUAUUUGAAUUAUUAACAAUUAUUAUAUCUUUAAUAUAUAAAUCACAAGUACAACAACAUAUACAACAAAUAGAAGAUGUUAUUAUUACAACAUUCUCACAAAUUCUACAAAUUUAUAUACAUGAUUUUAUCCCUUAUGUAUUCCAAAUAUUAUCCAUUAUCGUAGAUAAUACAUAUACCAUACAAAAAAUACAUAUCAAAAUAUUAAAUCAUUUAUAUGAAAUGGAUUUAUGGAAAAGUACCAUUGGAAAUGUUAAUGGUAUUAUAUGUGUACUAAAAAGUUAUUUUAAAAAAUAUAAUAUUUUUAAUGAUAUUAUUAAAAACAACAUGCAACAAUUAUUUAAUAUUUAUCAUUAUUGUUUAUCUAAUAAAAAAUUAUACACAGACUCUUUCCAAAUUAUUCUUAGUAUAUUUACAUACUUACCUUUAGAUUCUUAUGAAUCAUUCCUAAAACCUUUAUUCGUCUUACUAUUCACUUUCUUGCAACAUUAUAAAAAUGAUAUAAUUAAAAUUAAAGUCGUUCAUUCCUUAUCCGUCUUUAUAUUGAAGACUAAUGUUGCUGUUUUUAUAACAACUUUGGACACCAUACAGGAUGGCCUAAUUUUCAAUGUCCUCAAGAGCCUGUACCUACCCAUUUUAGACAAGCUAAUAAACGUGAACGAGAAAAUUAUCAUAUUCCUAGCAUUAACCAAACUACUAAACCACGACAAAAUAAGAAACGAGCCUUUUGUUGUAGACAUAUUAAAUUCUCUAAACAAAAACAUAACCAGCAAUGAAUUGGUGUUAAAAAAAAGUAAGGUACAACAUUUAGAUGUUGAGAAAGAUGAAAUGGACCAAAAUUUUGAGGUUACAUAUGUGAAGUUACAAAUGAUCAAUAAUGAUAAUGUUAACGAGAUGGUACUAAAAAAUAUAAAUAUUAAUGAUGAACUUAAACAAAAUUUAUAUAACCAACACUUCAUGCAGAUAUGUCAUAAUAAUGCUUUUAACACAAUUCUUCAACUAUUUAAUAAUUAG